CAUGUCUUGCAGAGAGAGGCAGACAAAUGCCGUUACUUGAAGAUAGUAACGAUUUAGGCCAGACUGCAUUGGAUACUCAGGAUUACAAAUCUGCAGUCGACUGGUACAGUGAGGCUACUUAUAUCGAUCCAACCAACCCAAAGUGGCUAUCACUCCGAAGCAUGUGCUAUGCGCGUGUGGGUAAAGGCAUGCUAGCUUUGCACGAUGCUGAGCAAUCCAUUAAACUGAAACCGCAAUCGUGCCCCUGCCCCAAACCUCACUACUCUGUCGGAGAUCAUGGUAUAUCAUGGCAACUGUUCAAGAGGUACCACUUGGCAUCCAUUGCCUUCGUCUUGGAUCCCAAGGAAAAGGAAAACAGAGAAGCAUUUAGGGUUGCUUUGUUUGAAUACUUUUCUUGGCUGUAUCUGACGAGCUGCCCAGCGGAGCUGAUGACGUUUUUCCAGCACUUUAUGUAGAUGAAUCAUGAUGUUGUACAAAUACAUUAGACCAUGAUAUCAAUUGCAAAUA
Molecule: messenger RNA, 507 nt
Organism: Salvia miltiorrhiza (redroot sage)
Lineage: Eukaryota; Viridiplantae; Streptophyta; Magnoliopsida; Lamiales; Lamiaceae
Exons: 4
Coding region: 27-455 (142 amino acids)
Molecular function (GO): protein binding
Source: RefSeq, a predicted model, not a curated record